Molecule: messenger RNA, 699 nt
Organism: Apis laboriosa (Himalayan honeybee)
Lineage: Eukaryota; Metazoa; Arthropoda; Insecta; Hymenoptera; Apidae
Exons: 7
Coding region: 1-699 (232 amino acids)
Biological process (GO): sensory perception of taste
Cellular component (GO): dendrite; neuronal cell body; axon
Source: RefSeq, a predicted model, not a curated record
AUGGAUUACUAUAGCAGAAAAUAUUUUGUUCAACAUGUUCUUCAAGUUGCAAGGCACAUUCAUUUUGAGAUCCUUAAACUUUCACAUGAACUUAAUCAAGCAUAUACUUAUCAAAUUCUAUUAGACUUAAUAGUGCAAUUUUUAUUAAUACUUUGUACACUUUAUAAUUUAUAUUUUUAUUUAAAAUCAUUCAACAUAUCAGAACCAUUAUCAAAUAUAGGAAUUAUAGGAUUUUUAAUAUGGAUUUCUCUGAAUUUAAUAAAAAUUAUUUUUAUAAAUAAUCAUUGUACUAAUUUGUAUCGUGAGAUACAAAUAACAACACAUUUACUUCGACAAUUGGAAAUUUGCUAUUUAGAUAAUUCUAUUAGAGAUGAGGUGCAACAAUUUUCAUUACAAGUUCUUCUUCAUCCUUUAAAAUUUACUGCUGGUGGUUACAUUCUUAAUAAUAAAUUAUCAACAAUGUUUUUUGGUAAUAUAAUGACUUCUAUUAUUAUAUUAAUACAGAUAAACAUAACAAUUAAUGCACUUAAAAACUUAUUAUGGAUACCAAAAAGUCAAUAUGCUUCGCUAAUACAUAUCAUUAUUUUUAAUGAGAUAUUUGGUCUACGAGUAUUUGAAUGGAAAAAACGAUUACAAUAUGGCUGGAGCAUACUAUAUGUUGAAAUGGAAUCUCAAAAUCAAGUUUGUCAAAUAAAAUAA